UCGAUCAACUCUACACAAGGAACUUGAAAAAUGCUGCAAAAUAUUGGGAAUCGGCUUCCAAAAUCUCAGAUUUCCUUGUAUUGACGCAUUAGAAAGGUGUCUCUUUCCCCCAAUGCCAGACCAAAAGCUGAACUUGAAAAUGUUUUUGUUUUUAGCGAUUUGACGUGGGCGUCAAUACCACAUCCGUAAGUUGAAGGUAAAACCAGUCGAAGACUCGACGAUAAAUCGAUGGUUGUCAUGGUAACAAACUUAAAGUCUUUGGCAGCAGGGCCAAACAUGAAGAAAGUUGAGAACUUUUUAACCAUGCACACACGUUGAUGUUGCAAGCGGCUUCAGUGUUAAUGAAAAGGAAAACUACAAAACAUGGGAAUGUUGCACAAUUUAACCGACUUGAUCAAAAUCAAAAAGGAUAAGAUGACAAUAUUGGUACUGGGCCUAAAUAAUAGCGGCAAAUCGACCAUAAUCAAUCAUUUCAAGAAAUCCAAUGACCAAAAUGCCAUAAUGGUGCCCACAGUGGGAUUCAUGAUUGAACAAUUCUACAGUAUGGGCGUCAAUAUAAAGGCCAUUGAUAUGUCGGGAGCAACGCGUUAUCGUAAUCUAUGGGAGCAUCAGUUUAAGAACUGUCAAGGGAUUAUCUAUGUAAUUGAUUCCAGUGACCGCAUGAGAUUUGGUAAGUUUUCUGCUUCACCCAUUCUCAGCAAAGUUUCACUCCUCCUGUUUGCAGUUGUUAUCAAGGAUGAAUUGGAUCUUGUGCUACAGCAUCCAGAUUUAUCACGAUCUGUACCCAUUCUAUUCUAUGGCAAUAAAUCCGAUUUGGAGGAUUCACUUUCCAGUGUUAAAAUAGCAGCAGCUCUCAGUUUGGAGAACAUUAAGGAGAAACCAUGGCACAUUUGCUCAAGUAAUGCCAUCUCUGGUGAAGGUCUAGGCGAGGGUGUCCAAUGGUUGGUUCAGCAGAUACGUUUUGCCAUGUUAAGCCAUAAAUCGGGACACAAAGUCAAAUCCAAGCACAUCAAAUGAAUGCCAAAAACAAAUUAUAUUAAUAAUAAUAAAAUUGAAAAUCAUUUCUUGUUAACUUUUAUGUUUUAAUGGAUGUUGUCAGAGCAAUGUUGUUAUUUACGAGUAUUCUUUGAUUUUCAAAUUCAAAU
This is a messenger RNA of Drosophila willistoni, 1145 nucleotides long. RefSeq names its product ADP-ribosylation factor-like protein 6 (gene Arl6). Gene Ontology annotation, molecular function: GTPase activity; GTP binding. Gene Ontology annotation, cellular component: axoneme; cytoplasm. Gene Ontology annotation, biological process: protein localization to cilium; cilium assembly; vesicle-mediated transport. The record is from RefSeq and is a predicted model, not a curated record. NCBI's taxonomy places the organism in Eukaryota, Metazoa, Arthropoda, Insecta, Diptera, Drosophilidae. The transcript is spliced from 3 exons. The coding region runs from base 364 to 1017 and encodes 217 amino acids.